Molecule: messenger RNA, 849 nt
Organism: Gamsiella multidivaricata
Lineage: Eukaryota; Fungi; Mortierellomycota; Mortierellomycetes; Mortierellales; Mortierellaceae
Product: phosphatase phospho-type
Exons: 5
Coding region: 1-849 (282 amino acids)
Molecular function (GO): phosphatase activity
Source: RefSeq, a predicted model, not a curated record
AUGCUUUCCACCUCCAUCCCAGCUGUACCACCACUUGCUGAGCGCCUCUUUGUCUUUGACUUUGACUGGACUUUGAUCGAUGCCGACUCUGACAACUGGGUCUUUGAGAAUUUAAGCAAAGAGCUCUACCAACAACAGUUGGAUGCCGUCGGAAAGGUCCAGUGGACCGAUCUUCAACAGCGUCUUUUGGGAGAGUUAUUCGAUCGCGGUGUGUUUAGAGGAGACAUCGAGAGGACUCUUAGCCAGAUCCCUUUUGCUCCUGAAAUGAUCGAGGCCCUGCGACUGAUGAAGUCUCAGGGUGCGGAGCUGUACAUUCUCUCUGAUGCCAAUACGGUGUACAUCGAGACCGUUCUUAAGGCAUAUAAUAUUGAUCAACUGUUUACAAAGGUCAUUACGAACCCUGCAGCUUUUGACGAAAGAGGUCGUCUGGAUGUCAUCCGAUUUCAUGGUCUGGAUAAGGAGCCCCACAACUGCCCCUUGCCCUGCCAACCCAACCUCUGCAAGGGCCGCGAGAUCCAAAAGCUGAUCGACGCCCAAUCCUGGAAACAAGUGAUCUACAUGGGUGAUUCGACCAAUGAUUUUUGCCCCUCUACGCGUCUUCAGAGUAAGGACGUUGUACUUGCCCGUCGAGGCCUCUUGCUGGAGAAAGAGAUCAAGGAGAAUCCACAGCUAGUCAAGACUCAUGUUAUGUACUGGAACGAUGCAAGAGAUGUCCUUGAAGCAACACAGUUGAUCCUUAGUUCAAACCCAUUGUUACCUACAGCCGUAACAUCGACCAAGCCUGCAGAAAUUCUUUCGCCUAUGGAAACCUCAGACUCCAAGAUGCACGCGCAAGCAGUGAGAGCAUAA